Messenger RNA from Salmo salar (Atlantic salmon), 5000 nucleotides. RefSeq names its product ARF GTPase-activating protein GIT1. Gene Ontology annotation, molecular function: small GTPase binding; GTPase activator activity. Gene Ontology annotation, biological process: regulation of ARF protein signal transduction; brain development; synaptic vesicle recycling. Gene Ontology annotation, cellular component: cytosol; postsynapse; neuron projection. Lineage: Eukaryota; Metazoa; Chordata; Actinopteri; Salmoniformes; Salmonidae. The record is from RefSeq and is a predicted model, not a curated record.
GCAGGGCAGGAAGGAUCGCAGUUAGCAUACUUAGGUCUCGAUAUUUGCAAUGCUGUGUGCGCUAUUGUUUUACAUCCCUCUAGAUAUGCGCUAGCCAGUAAUAAUCAUCCCAUUGACGAGGCCUGCGACUCGCUGCAUCAGAAGUUUAGGGCUGAAACCGCGUAGGAGGAAAAGGGGUAGCUUCGGGCGGGGAGAGCCGAAGACCACAUCGCCGGCUUCCGGGGAACCAGGGCAGCAUCGAGAAACAGCCGACGGCGGUCUUCGGAAGGGCGAGCAUCAAUAUAGAAUUUGGAUAAACAACCACUACUGCAGUGGAACCCUAAACAUGUCAAGAAAGGUCCACAGAACCGAAGUAUGUGCCGACUGCAGUGCACCAGAUCCGGGCUGGACCAGCAUCAACAGGGGCGUUCUGAUCUGUGACGAGUGCUGCUCUGUGCACCGCAGCCUGGGACGCCACAUCUCCAUCGUCAAGCACCUGCGGCACAGCGGCUGGCCCCCUGCACUGCUGCAGAUGGUGCAGACCCUGGCCAGUAAUGGGGCUAACUCGAUUUGGGAGCACUCCCUGCUUGACCCAGCACAGGUGCAGAGCGGCCGCAGGAAACCCAACCCACAGGACAAAGUCCACCCCACCAAGUCCGAGUUCAUCCGCGCCAAGUACCAAAUGCUAUCCUUCGUCCACAAGCUGCCGUGCCGCGAUGACGAUGGUGUUACCACCAAGGACCUCAGUAAGCAACUGCACUCCAGUGUAAGGACGGGGAGUCUGGAGACAUGUCUACGGCUGCUGUCUCUGGGAGCACAGGCCAACUUCUUCCACCCGGAGAAGGGCACCACUCCACUCCACGUGGCAGCCAAGGCAGGCCAGGUUCUGCAGGCAGAGCUGCUGGUCGUGUACGGAGCUGACCCCGGAGCCCUGGACAUCAACGGACGCACACCCAUGGACUACGCCAGGCAAGCGGGCCAGGUGGAGCUGGCAGAGCGGCUGGUGGAGUGUCAGUACGAGCUCACAGACAGGCUGGCCUUCUACCUGUGUGGCCGACGCCCUGAUCACAAGAAUGGGCAUUAUAUCAUUCCUCAAAUGGCUGACAGAGCUCGCCCUAAGUGUCCGACACAGAGCCUGGACCUCUCAGAACUGGCCAAGGCAGCUAAGAAGAAGCUGCAAGCGCUGAACAAUCGAUUGUUUGAGGAGCUGGCCAUGGAUGUGUAUGACGAAGUGGACCGCAGGGAGAACGAUGCAGUGUGGCUGACGACUCAGAACCACAGUACUCUGGUGACGGAGCGCAGCGCGGUGCCCUUCCUGCCUGUUAACCCCGAAUACUCAGCCACACGCAACCAGGGUAGACAGAAGUUGGCCCGUUUUAACGCUCGUGAGUUCGCAACGCUGAUCAUCGACAUCCUGAGUGACGCCAAGAGGAGACAACAAGGGAAAGGCCUGAGCAGCCCUACUGACUCUAGUCUGGACCUGGGGGCCGAUGACGACCAGCAUGACUACGACAGCGUAGCGUCGGACGAGGACACGGACAGCGAGCUGACCACUCAGAACAACAACAACGCGCAGCGCAACAACCGGGCCAAGAGCAUGGACUCGUCAGACCUGUCGGACGGGCCCAUCACUCUGCAGGAGUACCUGGAGGUUAAGAAGGCCCUGGCCUCCUCCGAGGCUAAAGUCCAGCAGCUGAUGAAGGUCAACAACAACCUGAGUGAAGAGCUGCGCCGGCUGCAGAAAGAGAUCUUGCGGAUGCAGACGGAGAACAGUGCGUUGCGGGGGGGCCAGGUCGGAGGAGGAGGGGGAGCUGGCGGUUUGGGAGGCGGGGGAGGAGGCAGCCCGGCACAUUGGCCAGGGGGGGUGAGAGGCGGGGGAGGUAGGGGAGGGGACCACUCCAGCCUAGCCGUGUCCUCGGCUGUGCCCGCCCACCGGAGGGACAGACAGGCUUUCUCUAUGUACGAGCCGGGGGCCGCCACUCCCAAACCCCACUCCCCGGGCCUGGACUCCCUGACGGGCCGCCUGCAGCCUCUGCACCCCAGUGUGAGGAAGGGGGGUCCUGGUGGUCCAACGCCCUAUGGAGGGUCGCACCUCUCUGGCUCCAUGGAGAUGGGGAGAUACAUGGGCCCUAAAGGAGAGAAGCAUGGCAGUGGCACUGACGGUGACUAUGACAACACUCAGAUGUAUGAGCUGUCGCUAAGUAGGGGGCGCAGCAGUGAAGAGGAGGGACGGGGGGAUUCGGAGGAGUGGGGUGGGGGUGAAGGGGGUGAGCCGGACCCUACCCUGCCCUGCACCGAAGACGUCAUCCUUAAGACGGAGCAGGUGACCAAAAACAUCCAGGAGCUUCUGAGGGCCGCACAAGAGUUCAAGCACGACAGUUUUGUUCCAUGCUCUGAGAAGAUCCACUCUGCUGUCACUGAAAUGGCCUCUCUCUUUCCCAAGCGGCCUGCCCUCGACGCCGUGCACUGCUCCCUGCGCCUCCUGGCGUCCAGCGCCUCCCGCCUCCAGGUGGAGUGUCGCAAGGCGGCUCCCUCGGACCCGUCAGCGCCCGCCGUCGACUACCAGCUGCUCACCCAGCAGGUCAUCCAGUGCGCCUAUGACAUCGCCAAGGCCGCCAAGCAGCUGGUCACCAUCACCACCCGCGAGAAGAAACAGUGACUGGAGUAGAGAGGGGACGGACAGGGGAGUGGCGAGGGGGGGAGAGGGAAAUACCAGCCAACGGGAGAAGCUAUAUUGGCUGCAGACCGAAAAGAUCUGAGGAUGAAUACAGAUGACAUGAGAGGAAUUGAAGGUAGGGAAUGAAGAGCAGGGGAAGACCAGGUGGUGGUAAUAUAUGACAAUAGAACGAAGCUGAGAAAUGGCUGCAACUCUCGCUACUAUACCUGAGUGGACUGAGAGAGUGCAGUUCUGCGGGGGAGGGGACUCUGAAGAGGAGUGUGGACCAUUGAGACAGUAAUCGCAUGUGGGGGAUGGACACGGCACAGCACAACAGCGGCUCAGCUCUCAUCUCACUAUGAUCUCACUCUGUUGUUCCUUUUGGGGGGGGGGACCCUUAACUUCAACACCCCUCUCUGUGCAGCGCCUCAAACCCUCAUGAGACCAAGGUAGGCUGGGGCCAGUCAGUGUGGCCUACAAGGGGGCCAGGCCUUGGAAGAGAGAGACACACUGCUCUACCCCUCUGUCUCUCAAACACUGCCUCCUCUGUAGUCCCACGCUCUGCUAAGGAGGGCCCUUGCUACUCCCUCAGAACCCCUGGUACACUACAGCAUGUCUUGGCAUCGUGGACAAACGACUAGGUGAUGUUUUAUUAUUUUCAUGUAUUUUUUUUAAAUGUAUGCCAAUCUGUUGGUCUGUACCUCUGGGGACAAGAAUUACUGACUUAAGAAAAAAAACACUUACACUGGAAUUAUUGUGAUUAUUAUUAUGCCCAUUGUUUUGUAUUAUUAUUAUUAUUAUUAUUAUUAUGGUCAUGAAUUACAUUGUAUGUUUGCUUAUUUUAAGUUGUCUCAUGUAUGAUGGUUCCUGUUCAGAGGACCAGAGAGAGCUGUGAGAAUACUCUCUCGCCUUCUGUCUGACUGGGACUGGACACAUGCACGCGCACACACACUAACUUGUGAAAUGGUCCUCAAACACUCCUGGAGCAGUCCAAUUCCUCCCGGGUGACAUUUCAGUCAUUUUAUUUCUUCUGCCUGUCAUGUUCUAAUAUGUCAGUAGCCAAGGGGUUGAACAGAUGCCAAAGGGGUAUAAUCUGCUAUCAGUAGAAAAAGCCUUGGAAGCGGCAUGAUAUAUAUUAUUGCAGCCAUUGGCUGCUUCAGUCGCUAGACAAAGUUAAUCUCAAUGGCACUACAGUGGGAUCCAUACAGUUCACUCUUCAACAUAUGCCAACUUGAAGCAGACUAGCUAGAUAGUCAUUUUCACAAAACAUUUGUUCCCAAACUGCAGGUUUGUGGGGGCACUGAGGAAACUUUCCCUGUUUUUAUACUGUGCUGAACAAAUGAACGGUCACACUUAGCUGAGUGACACAGGCUGACCAAAGCACUCCACGUAUUUAGUUUGAUUUCUUACCUUCAAGGACUUCAGUGAUCGUCUGUCAGAUGGAUCUGGGUCAUGUUAAUUAGGAACUAAACGGAUGGAAAUGAACUGAAACAGGGAGGGACUACUUGGACCCACACAUGGCUUGUGUGAUCCUGGACACCUGGAAGCUCUUCCACCUCAGCUUGACCCAUGUUCACUUAUCCAAAGGGUCCCGUCGUUUGAAUAUCCGCCUGACUGUGCUCUCACGUGAUCGACAUUUAAUGAACCUGUAAGGGAUGAGAUCUUUUAUCUUUUCCCAGUCAAAUCAUGUCCAAAAGAUUGUCAAAUGUAACGUUCCAAUCAUGAUUGCCUUUGCACAUCUCCUGCUAGACUGGCUUAAUACGUAGUGAUGUUGUAGCUGUUUGGGUUCCUUCAGUUGAUUAUUUAUCGCCAGCUCUCACACACUGGGCCAGUAUAAAAUACUUUCUUCCCCAUUAAAAUGUCCUCCUUUUACCUCUCAGACAACCUGUUAUAGAAUAGAGGCUUAUAUAUAAACAUAUUUUCAUGCUAUUUUUUUAAGCUAUAUGUUCAUAUUGUGUUUGGGAGGUCAGAUCUCGUUACCCAUGGUGGGUUUCAGGUCUGAGGGGUAAGUGAAUAGAGUCUGAAGUCUGCCACUGGUUAGAACUAAACUCAUCUCAAGUCUGAGGGGAAAGGGCUGUUGCACAAUGCUACGCCUUUCCCCCUUCUUAAUAGACACUUUUUAGUAUAGGGUCCCUUUUUAGUGGGAAUGUUAGACGCACACAUGCAUCCUGCAUGCCAUGCACAGCGAACACACACACACUCAUGUUGUUCGGACAGUGGCACUGUGCCCCGUACUGUUUUCUGUGUAUCAUACACUUCACCUGGGAGAUUCUUUAAACACAGGCAAAAACUGUAAAAAGUAGAACAUUUUAAAAAAGGUCAAUCGUAAGCUGUACAUUUCUAAUAAACUAAAAAAACAAGUGAA